Molecule: messenger RNA, 2742 nt
Organism: Orbilia oligospora ATCC 24927
Lineage: Eukaryota; Fungi; Ascomycota; Orbiliomycetes; Orbiliales; Orbiliaceae
Exons: 5
Coding region: 1-2742 (913 amino acids)
Biological process (GO): retrograde transport, endosome to Golgi
Cellular component (GO): Ric1-Rgp1 guanyl-nucleotide exchange factor complex; Golgi membrane
Source: RefSeq, a predicted model, not a curated record
AUGGCCUCGAAUAUCCGAGUCUUCGUCUCGUUCGGCGACAAAGCCGCCGUCUUUGCCGGCGAGGACAUCGAAUGCACCAUCACCUUCCGAAACAUCGCUCCCGCCCCGGGUUCGCACCGUACCACCUCUUCCCGUUCCAUAAACGGUAGCAUAGCAGAGCACCCUGAUGCCAAAAAUCCUUACAAUGAACGACGUAGUAAACAGCCACCCUUGUCUCUUGCUGCUGCUGAAAAGUCCUCUGGUUCGUCUUCGCGGAAACAAAGGCCUGGGAGCAUCUCCACCGCCAAUGCGAGGAAGCACCGACCGAGCUUGUCGCUUUCGACUCCGGCGAGUGCACGGCGGAUCGCUCAGGGUACUCCGUUAGGGUCGCCGGCAGCUAGUACGGUUCGUCCGAUGACGGCGACGACACAGGGUAGUGGUACCAUGGAGGCAGUGCUGGGUAGUGCUGGGCAUAAGCAUAAACGGUCGAUAUCGAUUAUGUCGAUUGGGUCCGAUACUGGUGGUGAUGUGCAGGCUAGGACUCCCGGCAGAAGGUCGACGCCACAUUCGAGGAGUACCAGUUUAAGUUACAAUCCGAAAAGGAGUCCGAUGGUUGGCGCUUUUGGAGCUGCGCCGCAGUCGGCUACUCUGCCUAGGAGACAUGAUAGAACUCAGACACCAACCCACCAUAUCGAAGAAUCUCUUACAUCCUUUUCCGUUACAUCUCCCCGCCGAAACCCGAGCCCCAGACAUAUGGCAAAUGGAUCAUUAAACCGGUCUUUCAAGUUCCCUCCUAGCUCAAAUAACGCGAAGACACCUCCACUACCUGCGAAGGACCCAUCAAAGCCAGGUGCUACGAAAGCGGACUCGCCGUACGCAUCCGAUCUCCUGCUCCCCGCCGUAGCCAACAUAGAACUCGUCAGUCCAGCCGAAGAGUCCAACAAUUCCACUUCAGAAUUCGAGCAUGUUCCACCUAGCAAGGUUAUUAACUCCCAAAUCAUGAGCGACGAUAACACACCUCGCUCCAGUAUUGAUUUCUACUCGUUACCGAAUAGCACCACGGAUACCUUAUUGUCGGAUUUCGAUACGCAGCUCAAUCAGCGAUUAUUAAUGCGCCAGGGCGGCCAUAGUCGGAGAUCUAGCUUGCUCUCUGGGAAUAGUACGGCCCGAGCGCCAGAGGUGCUGAUGAUGGGGUAUGCGCAAGUACAGGGCAGUUUCAUGCUGGAUGGGUCGCUGGUGCAGACAGGGUCAUUUGAAGAGGUUAAGCGGAAAGGGAUAGUAGGAGGGCAAAUGGGUGGUGGAGUGGUGGGAAUUGAGAGUAAGAAGAACCAAAGUGGGCUGUUUGGAGGUCUCGGCUGGGGAAAUCUUUCAAAUGGGUUUCAAAAUGGGAUCACAAGCGGCAUCACUAGUGGAAUUACAAGUGGGCUGGGGAGUUUGAUUACAGGAGGAAAUGUCAGCUCGAUCGCUGAGAUGAAGAACAUCGCAAGCUCGAGAUCAAUCCCGAUUCUUUCCACACCACAGUCGAUUCUAUUUGUCGACCUAAAGCUAGCGCCUGGCGAAAGCAAGUCUUAUACCUAUACUUUCACAUUACCCAAGCAGCUGCCGCCGACGCACAAGGGUAAGGCUAUUAAGGUGGUCUACAACAUUGUGAUCGGGACACAGAGACCUGGGAAGGGUGUCCAGCACCCAAAAGUGAUUGAAGUGCCCUUCCGGGUCUUUCCACACGUUACUGCCGGCGGUGGUCUCCACAUGUAUGAUCUUCUCAGCCCGAUUAUCUUACUCAAGGACGAGGCGAAAGUCAAGGCUAUCGAUGAGAACAAACCGAAUACGGCUUUAACGGCACCUCUAAAACCCAAGAAAUCUAACAAGCCUGAAUCUUCGCUUGAUGAGUUUCUUCAAUAUGCCGAAAAGUUGUUACAUACCGAGACUCAAACGAACGGUGCUUAUUCGCCCGGCGGUCAUACCGGCAUACUGUCUCCUUCAAUCACAAUAUCCCGUCGAAAUUCAUUCGCAAUCCCCGAACAACCUACAGCAAAGGAGGCGAUAGACUUCGCGGUUACAAAACUGCAAGGACAACAGGGGGCAUCACAGAUUUUUGGAAUCACGAGGAACGGGAAGCAAGUCGCAAACUUGUCGCUUGCACGGCCGGCAUAUAAACUUGGGGAGGCAAUAAUUGCAGUGAUCGACUUCUCGAAUGCCCAAAUUCCUUGUUACCACGUCAAUGCCACUCUCGAAACUCACGAAACAGUUACCCAAACCCUGGCUUUAAGAUCCAGCUCUUCGCUCUAUCGAGUAACCCGCAAAGUCCACGCCCAACACACCGAAACAUGUCUUUUCUCCAAACGCAUAACGUUUUCCCCGACAAUCCCCCAAUCAGGCACACCAGAAUUCUCAACCUCCGGUGUCUCAUUGAAGUGGAGUUUAAGGGUGGAAUUUAUCGCCGCACACAGUUUUAGUAAUUCAACACAUAGUAGACAACAUAGUACCGCCGGGGCACAAUCACCCGCGGCCCACGUCAACGAAAUGGGAGAAGUUAUACCGGCGACCCCCGGGCAACAGGAUGGGUAUUUCCCGUAUUAUGGGUAUAGAGAGGGUGUUUUGAUGGAGAGGACACAGAAAGAUGACAGGGGACAGUUGUUUGCAGCUGUGAGGGAUGUAUGGUGUGAUGGGUUUGAUUGUAGUAUUCCAGUGAAGGUUUAUGCUAACGAUGUUGGGGGUCCGGGAGGCGGUGGUGGUGGGGUACAUGGGGGGUUUGUGGUGUAA